Messenger RNA from Kogia breviceps (pygmy sperm whale), 1724 nucleotides. The record is from RefSeq and is a predicted model, not a curated record. NCBI's taxonomy places the organism in Eukaryota, Metazoa, Chordata, Mammalia, Artiodactyla, Physeteridae.
AUGGACACUGUGGGGGCAGACCCCUCAACGCACCCAGGCCCUCUGACUCACCUGAGCCUGCCGGACAGCUCGGAGGCGCGGCCGCGGAGUGGAGCCGACGGGCGGAGCCUCCCGGGCAGUUGGACCAGGUCAUCCGCAGAGCCCGCCUCGGUCCUGAGGGAAGGUGUGCGCCAGUGCCUACAGCAACAGUGCGAGCAAACGGUGCGGAUCCUGCACGCCAAGGUGGCCCAGAAAUCAUAUGGAAAUGAGAAGCGGUUCUUCUGCCCCCCGCCCUGUGUCUACCUUGCAGGUCCCGGAUGGAGGGUGAAGCCAGUGCAGGGCCAAGCCCACCAGGCAGGGGAGACCGGGCCCAUCGUCUGCGGUUACAUGGGACUGGACGGCGCGUCCGGCAGCGCUGCCGAGACGCAGAAGUUGAAUUUCGAAGAGCAGCCGGACUCCAGGGAAUUCGGUUGCGCCAAGACCCUGUACAUCUCGGACGCAGACAAGAGGAAGCACUUCCGGCUGGUGCUGCGGCUAGUGCUGCGAGGUGGGCGGGAACUGGGCACUUUCCACAGCCGCCUCAUCAAGGUCAUCUCCAAACCCUCGCAGAAGAAGCAGUCGCUGAAAAACACCGACCUGUGCAUAUCCUCGGGCUCAAAGGUCUCCCUCUUCAACCGCCUGCGCUCCCAGACGGUCUCCACGCGCUACCUUUCUGUAGAGGAUGGGGACUUCGUGGCCAGUGCACGCCAGUGGGCUGCCUUCACUCUCCACCUGGCUGAUGAACACUGUUCCCAGGGAGACUUCCCACCUCGAGAGGGCUACGUCCACUACGGCUCCCUGGUGCAAUUGAUCUGCACGGUCACAGGCAUCACACUACCUCCGAUGAUCAUCCGCAAAGUAGCUAAACAGUGUGCACUCCUCGACGUGGAUGAGCCCAUCUCCCAGCUGCACAAGUGUGCGUUCCAGUUCCCAGGUGGUCCUCCGGGAGAGGGUGGCACCUACUUAUGUCUCGCCACAGAGAAGGUGGUGCAGUUUCAGGCCUCCCCGUGCCCCAAGGAGGCGAACAAGGCGCUGCUCAACGACAGCUCUUGCUGGACCAUCAUCGGCACCGAGUCAGUGGAAUUCUCCUUCAGCACCAGCCUGGCGUGUACCCGGGAGCCUGUCACUCCGGUGCCUCUCAUCAGCACCCUCGAGCUGAGCGGCGGGGGCGAUGUGGCAACACUGGAGCUCCACGGUGAAAACCUCCACGCGGGGCUCAAGGUUUGGUUCGGGGAAGUGGAGGCCGAAACCAUGUACAGGAGCCCGCGGUCCCUAGUGUGCGUGGUACCAGACGUAGCCGCCUUCGGCAGCGACUGGCGCUGGCUGCGCACACCCAUCACAGUGCCCGUGAGCCUCGUGCGUGCCGACGGCCUCUUCUACCCCAGCGCCUUCUCCUUCACCUACACCCCCGAGUACAGCGUGCGGUCCGGACCUCUGGGCGAUUCCGCGCCCGCCGCUGACGCCGAUGCGCUCCUGGAGAGCAUCCAUCACGAGUUUACACGCACCAACUUCCACCUCUUCAUCCAGACGUAGUAGGCGCGGCCCGGACGCUGGGCCUGAGCCCCGGUCGCUUUUCUGGGUCCUGGGCCCUGCCCUCUGCCCCUGUGCUGCGGAAGGGAAGGCUGCAGCCCGAGCAGCAGAAGCCUCUCGCCGUAGAAACGCGUCCCUGUGGGUCUAGCACGGGUCACUCCCUCGUCCUUUUCCAG